AUGGCCAAGAUUAACACCCAAGUCUCCCACCCUGUGGUAAGGACCAUGGACAGAGAUCUCGACCACGUUGAAAAUGGCCUCAGCAGGGUCCACUCGCGGGGUGAGGAGACUUCGUCAGAACUGCAGCAGGAGAUCGCCAUGGAGACCAGAGAACAGGCUGAGUCCAGGCAAAGCUCCUACACCAGCCAGGGGCAGGCCAGGGUAUCUCGCCUGAUCAUCUCGCUGCGAGCAUGGGCCACCAGGCACUUACAUCGUGAGGCCCAGAGACCAGAUUCCUUCCUGGAGCGUUUCCGCGGAGCCGAGCUCAAGGAGGUGUCCAGCCGAGAAAGCAAUGCCCAGUCAAAUGUGGGCAGCCAGGAGCCACCAGACAGGGGGAGAAGUGGCUGGCCCCUGGCCAGAAACAACACCAACACCUGCAACAAUUCAGAGGAUGACAAGGCGAAAAAGGAGGAGAAGGAGAAAAAGGAAGAGAAAGAGAAAAACUGCACAAAACAAGAGGAAAACAAGAAGGCCACCAUGGUGAUGGACCCCUCCAGCAACAUGUACUAUCGCUGGUUGACUCUCAUUGCCCUGCCUGUCUUCUAUAACUGGUGUCUGCUGGUGUGCAGGGCCUGUUUUGAUGAGCUGCAGUCUGAGCACGUGAUGCUGUGGCUGCUCCUGGACUACUCGGCAGAUUUCCUCUAUGGCUUGGAUGUGCUGGUGCGAGCCCGGACAGGCUUCCUGGAGCAAGGCUUGAUGGUCAAGGAUGCCCAGAGGCUGUGGAAGCAUUACACAAAGACUGUGCACUUCAAGCUAGACAUAUUGUCCCUAGUUCCCACAGACCUGGCUUAUUUUAAGUUGGGUGUAAACUACCCAGAACUGAGGUUCAACCGCCUACUGAAGUUUUCCCGGCUCUUUGAGUUCUUUGACCGCACGGAGACGAGAACCAACUACCCCAAUUUGUUCAGGAUCGGAAACUUGGUCUUAUACAUCCUUAUCAUCAUUCACUGGAAUGCUUGCAUCUACUUUGCCAUUUCCAAGUUCAUUGGUUUCGGGACAGAUUCCUGGGUCUAUCCAAACAUCUCAAACCCAGAGUAUGGACGCCUCUCCAGGAAGUAUAUUUACAGUCUCUAUUGGUCCACCUUGACCCUGACCACCAUCGGAGAGACCCCACCCCCUGUAAAAGAUGAGGAGUACGUGUUUGUGGUCAUAGACUUCUUAGUGGGCGUCCUAAUCUUCGCCACCAUUGUUGGCAAUGUGGGCUCCAUGAUCUCGAACAUGAAUGCUUCACGGGCCGAGUUCCAGGCCAAGAUUGACUCCAUCAAGCAGUACAUGCAAUUCCGCAAGGUGACCAAAGACUUGGAGACACGGGUGAUCCGGUGGUUUGACUACCUGUGGGCCAACAAGAAGACGGUGGAUGAGAAGGAGGUGCUGAAGAGUCUCCCAGACAAACUGAAGGCCGAGAUCGCCAUCAAUGUGCACCUAGACACUCUGAAGAAGGUCCGCAUCUUCCAGGACUGCGAGGCAGGGCUGCUGGUGGAGCUGGUGCUCAAGCUGCGGCCUGCAGUGUUCAGCCCAGGGGAUUACAUCUGCAAGAAGGGCGACAUUGGAAGGGAGAUGUACAUCAUCAAGGAGGGCAAGCUGGCUGUGGUGGCUGAUGACGGGAUCACCCAGUUCGUGGUCCUCAGUGACGGGAGUUACUUUGGGGAGAUCAGCAUCCUGAACAUCAAAGGAAGCAAGUCAGGGAACCGAAGGACGGCCAACAUCAGGAGCAUCGGCUACUCAGACCUGUUCUGCCUGUCCAAGGAUGACCUGAUGGAGGCUCUCACUGAAUACCCGGAAGCCAAGAAGGCCCUGGAGGAGAAGGGGCGGCAGAUCCUGAUGAAGGACAACCUGAUCGACGAGGACGUGGCCAAGGCCGGGGCAGACCCCAAGGACAUCGAGGAGAAGGUGGAGCACCUGGAGUCCUCCCUGGACACCCUGCAGACCAGGUUCGCCCGGCUCCUGGCCGAGUACAACGCAACCCAGAUGAAAGUGAAACAGCGUCUCAGUCACCUGGAGCGCCAGGUGAAGGUCUCUGGGAGCGAACCCCUAUCUGAUGGGGGUAUUCCUGGGGAUGCCGCAAAAACAGAGAUCAAAGAGCAAUGA
Molecule: messenger RNA, 2127 nt
Organism: Nyctereutes procyonoides (raccoon dog)
Lineage: Eukaryota; Metazoa; Chordata; Mammalia; Carnivora; Canidae
Gene: CNGA3
Product: cyclic nucleotide gated channel subunit alpha 3
Exons: 8
Coding region: 1-2127 (708 amino acids)
Biological process (GO): monoatomic cation transmembrane transport
Cellular component (GO): intracellular cyclic nucleotide activated cation channel complex; plasma membrane
Molecular function (GO): intracellularly cGMP-activated cation channel activity; cGMP binding; protein-containing complex binding
Source: RefSeq, a predicted model, not a curated record